Messenger RNA from Cryptosporidium muris RN66, 3555 nucleotides. RefSeq lists its product as uncharacterized. The coding region runs from base 1 to 3555 and encodes 1184 amino acids. The transcript has a single exon. NCBI's taxonomy places the organism in Eukaryota, Apicomplexa, Conoidasida, Eucoccidiorida, Cryptosporidiidae. The record is from RefSeq and is a predicted model, not a curated record.
AUGACAGGUCCUGCUAGACGACAGUACCUCGAGUAUAUGACACUAUAUAAUUUCUUAUAUAGUGAUGGGGAUAUUCAGAUACUUCCGGAGGAUCUUUUAGAAUCUAAGGAGUAUCAUUAUUUUCGUUUGGCUUUGCAAAGUCCUUUGUUCUUAAUAUGUACUAGUAAAAAUACUGAGACUAGCCCUUUACUAAGUAGUAGCAUGCUCGAGUUUCUCUCAAAUUUGGACUUUGAACGAUCAAAGACAUAUAGGGAGUCUCCACAUGUAUGCACAGCUUUUAAAUCUAUCUUUGAUGAAUUUAUUUUAAAGCCAAUACAAAUAGGUAAUAUUGAUCUGAAUACAAUAGUUAAUAUGUUACAAAGUAAUGGAAACGAAAAUGAAGACUUUAUUAACUGGGACAUAUCACACGUUUUUUCAUGGAUAUCUUUACAAGUUAAUGAGAUUCCACAGGAAUAUAUAGAUCAAACAUCAGAAAUUACAAAUUUAGUAGAGAAUUAUACUCGGUUGGCAUUAUCGAUAGAUUAUUCAAUAUGGGAUAUGAUGGCUGCUGAUUUCUUAUCUUGUAAAAAUAAACAUCCUACUAAUACCUCAAUGAAUCUUCCUGAUACUGUAAUUAAAAUGGAGUCUCUAUUUUUUAUAACAAUGGACCCUUAUUGUUGUUUACCUAGUAUAAUGUCCCUCGUACUAACAUUGACUGUUAGUAGCAAUUUGAAAUUUUUAAAAUUAGUCUUGAAUAUGAUCUUUCAAUUCCUUGGCCAAAUGUUGGAGAAAAUAAGUCCAGAUCUUGCUGAAUUAGCUUUUGCUAUAUCUAUGGUUAGAAUGCUUGUAAAAUUAUCUAGAUUAAUUCAAACUCAAUGCCAGGAAAUAUUGCAACAAAUGAAAAACAAUAUUUCUGAAGUUCAAACUAUCCCAGCUAUAUACAUUGAUCGUCUUUUAUUCAAUUCAUUUUUAUCUACAGAAGAACUUCUGCUUGCAAUUAGGAAUAAUCCAAAAUUUACUUCAUCUAUUAUUUCAUCUAUUCCUUCUCUGGAAUUAAUAGUUACAAUAUUAAACUAUCCUUUAAGUAACUUAGAACUUGCUAAAAAGCUCAUUUUACCUUUACUUAUAUAUACAAUUACUUAUAAUAUUGGAGUAACUGGUUCACUGAAUCUACAAACCUUGGAUUCUUUCAAAGAUAUAUUAAAGCCAGAUCAAAGCUCUUCAGAUUAUUGGUUAGAAAUAGUUCUGUAUAUUUGUAUUUGGAGUAAUGGGGAAUCAAAUAUAGAUAAAUUUGAGAGUAAAAAUACCUACGAACUCCUCAUUUAUAAAAUAUUUUCUCUAUUUUCAGGACAACAAUCUACAAGUUGGCUAAUCUCUUCAAGUGUAGCUAAUGUACUACAAUAUAGUUUGGUUACACUUCUAGAUGAUAAUCAAUCCAAGUUUCUAGAGGUAAUUUCUAUAAUAUUCAAAUAUAAUAAUUCAAUUGAUAUAAAUUAUAUGGAAAAGUUAUCUUUUUUUCAAGAAAUGUUCACACCUAAUCAGGUUGAUAUAAACUAUGAUAAUCCUGGAAUCCGUACACUUAUCCAAGACUUUUUUUGGCUCUCUCCACAAGCUAUGCCUGUUAUUCUUCAACAUUCCAAACUACAGCCAGACCAAACUUAUAUUGUAUUAUGGUCAUUAGCUCAAAGUUUGACAAAUUUACAACAAAAAUGUUCUAAUCCGAGCUUUCAGGCUCAUCAACUUUCUAAUAUUAAAAUAACUAAGAAUUUAGAUUACAUAAUAUUGGCAAUCCUAGACUUUAUUGUUGAUAUUUUAAAGAAGAACAAAAAUAAUCCCAAAAUUUUUGAAAAUUCUGAUGACCACAAAUUAAGAGAUCAAAAAGAUUUUAAUUAUAUAUAUAACUACUUUGAAAUGUUUAGAGCUUAUGUUUAUGCUCGUUCUAUUGAUUUCAGUUCAUGUUCAAAACAAGAGCAAAUAAUUACACUCAGUAAUUUACAUGGAAAGAUAGCUUGGCGAAGAAUUAUGGAGUGGAUCAGAAGUUGGAGAUUAAAUAAAAAUAAUCCAUCUACUUACAUCUUAAAUUCAAGACAUUGGCAAACACUAUUCUCAGAACUAAUGGCAAUUGUUGUUCCUGAAGCUUUAUUAGUACCUAGUAUACCAAAGUUAAAUAUUUCAACAUAUAAACAUUUAAGUUCUUAUGAUCUAUCAAGUUAUCCUAAUUAUAUUGAAACUUGCUUAGAGAUCUCAAUAAACCCAAAAUCCUUUAAAAACCACCCACUUUAUAAAUUAGAACAAACAUUUAACCAAAUUCAAAUGCAAGAAUUUAAUAAAUUGGAAAAAUUAACAUUUGAAUGGCUUACAUUAUAUUACUUAGAACCUUUAUUAGCAACUUAUUCAGUGUUGAAAAUUCUUAAUAACAAAGAAAUAUCCUCAAAAUCCGAAAAUGUUGAAGAAUUAUAUUAUGACUUAUGCUUGAAUCCUAUUAAAUUAUUAUCAAUUAUUUCCAAAUAUUUGAGUAUAUUUAAUGAUUGUAGAAAUAAUCUACUCUUACUUGAGCAUUAUGUGGUCAUCAUUUGUAAUAUAGCUGUUGUUAUUCUUUAUACCCAUGAAGUAUAUAAACACAGAAUCCAAACUAAUAACUCUAAUCUAGAAAAUAAUAAUCAAUCCAUAGAGUAUCAGGUAUUAUGUCAAAUCUGGUGGUUAUUGCAAGAUAUUGAAACUCAAUUAGAACCAAACUCAGAUAAAUAUCAAAUUAAAACUAAAAGUAAAUAUUCAAAAUUUGUUGAAACUCAACUUGGCUCCUUUAUUUCAAGUACCAUUGGUAGAUAUUCUAAUGUAAUUAUUAAUCUUAUUGAAUUUGGACUUAUGUAUUCAUUACAAAAUGAGGAAUCGAAAACUGACAUUUUUAAAGCUUUAAAUAAUUUAGAAUGGUUAGUUAAAAUUAUCUCAAAAAAUAUACCUCAAACAAUGAAGGAACAAAUUGUUCUUCCUCGAAUUGCAAACAAAUUAGACAAGGCUUUAACAACUCAAAAUAUAUCAAGGCAAUGGAAUAAAUAUUCUAUUGAACAAGUUAAAUGUAACAAAAUUAAUUAUAAUAAAUUCAACUACAAUCAAGGUCUCUUAUCAUUAGAUCAUCAAAAUAAUAUCAAAAGAUCUAACUUAUUCCCUAUUGAAAAUGAAAUCAUACAUUGUGUAUUUUUACUCUUAUGGGUAUGCCAUUUAAUUUUAGGAAUUCCCCAAGAUAAUUCUAUUACUUUAGCUAUUAAAAUAAAUUCCAAGCCUACAUUUCUACCUGUGGCUGAAAGACUUGUUGUAAGGAUCCUUUGUAUUACUCAGGAUCUAAUUACUUCAAAACCAGAAAAUAAAGAACUAAACUUACUCAUUAGCAACUUCUCUAUAUUUCUAGAUUAUUCUUCUCCAGUUAUUAUUUCAACUUGCAAGUCAUUUCAACAGCUUCAGAAACCAUUGAUGGAGUCUUUAGAUGCUUUACAGCUGAUAGUACAAAACAGCAUACAUCUGAGGGAAUCACGUCUAUCAAAUGUAAUAAAUUCAAUAGUAUCUUCGUUAGAAAAUUAG